Molecule: messenger RNA, 1438 nt
Organism: Dendrobium catenatum
Lineage: Eukaryota; Viridiplantae; Streptophyta; Magnoliopsida; Asparagales; Orchidaceae
Product: serine carboxypeptidase-like 50
Biological process (GO): proteolysis
Molecular function (GO): serine-type carboxypeptidase activity
Source: RefSeq, a predicted model, not a curated record
GCCGCCCUCUUCUUCGCCUUCUACGAAGCCCAAAAACCCCUCUCCCCUCUGGCCUCCACCCCACUCCUCGUCUGGCUCCAAGGAGGCCCCGGCUGCUCCUCCAUGGUCGGAAACCUCUUCGAGCUCGGCCCCUGGCUCAUCUCCGAUGACCUCCUUCUAAGCCCCAACCCCUUCUCAUGGAACCGCCGCUUCGCCCUUCUCUUCAUCGACAGUCCCCUCGGCACCGGCUUCAGCUCCGCGUCCUCCCCCGUUUCGAUCCCUGGCGAACAACCCACCGUCGCCGCCCACCUCUUCUCCGCAAUCCAAUCCUUUCUCUCCUCCCAUCCCCUUUCCUUCCGUUCCCGCCCUCUCUUCCUCACCGGCGAAAGCUACGCCGGCAAGUACGUUCCUGCCGCCGCCUACCACAUCCUCCGCCAAAAUCCCAUCUUUCCGCCUCCCCUCCGCAUCAACCUCGCCGGAGUCGCCAUUGGUAAUGGACUGACUCACCCGACGGCUCAAAUCGGCACCCACGCCUCCGCCGCUUACUUCGCCGGUCUAAUCAACGAUCGGCAAAGGGCGAAGCUCGAAGAUCUACAAAACGAUGCCACCGCGCUCGCGCGGGCGGGCAAGUGGUUGGAAGCCGCCGACGCGCGUGGGCUAGUUCUCGAGUGGCUUCAGAACGCCACCGGCCUGGCUACGCUCUACGAUCUGACGAAGAAGAAGCCAUACGCAACGGCGAAGCUGACUGUUUUUCUGAACAGGGAGGAGGUGAAGGCGGCGCUUGGGGCCAAAAAGGAAACGACUUGGGUGGAAUGUAGUAAGGCCGUGAGCCAUGUGAUGAAGAAGGAUAUAAUGAAAAGCGUGAAGUUCAUGGUGGAGGAGGUGGUGAAGAACAGUCGCGUGCUUCUGUAUCAGGGAAUUUUUGAUCUGAGGGAUGGGGUCGCGUCAACGGAGGCAUGGAUGAAGGAGAUGAAUUGGGAGGGUAUUGGAAGCUUUUUGGAUGCGGAGAGGAGAGUUUGGAGAGUGGAAGGAGAGGUUGCAGGGUACUUGCAGAAAUGGGGGAAUUUGACUCAUGUGGUGGUUUCGGGCGCCGGACAUCUUGUUCCUGCUGAUCAGGGGCGGAGCACGCAGGCGAUGAUUGAGGGUUGGGUACUGAAAAGCGGAGAUUUUGGCGAAGAAGAAGAAGAAGAGAAGGAUUUUAGCUUAAGGAGAUCAGAGUGAAAAUUGUAAGGUUUGCUUUGUGGAAGUGCAAACUAGAGAAUGAAUUCAUAAAAUACUUCUUCCCACUUUCUAGUUAGCAUUAGAUGCAUAAAUGGUGAUGAGAUGGGUCUUGCUCGCAUCUAUCAGAUUACUUGUUAAAUUUGUGAGGGUAAAAAAAAAUCUAAGAUAGAUUAUCUAAACAUGGCGGGUAAACUUUUAUCAUUAUAAACUUAAAUUGAGAUUUGAUUAGGAUUUGGCA